AUGAGUCAAAAAGAGGAAGUGUCUCUAUACAUUGCUUUUAAUGCAGGAUCAUUCUAAGUUGCUGCCUCACAGGCUGGCUGGCUCAUAACUAGCACUCUGCUCACAUUUUCAUGCUGGUUUCAGUCUGUAACCGACUAGUGAAAAGCCAUGGAUGGGGUUAAACAGCUGAAGCUAGCCAUCUUGUGGAAUCUGCCCAUCCUUUUCCAGUCCUGCAUGGGCACAUAUGUAACAAGUGAUUAUGAGAUUGGUGACUACAGCAAUGCCACCCUUGACUAUAGGUUCUUUGAAGAAAUCUGCACCAAAGAUGAUAUUCGGAAGUUCCGGGCUACGUUCUUACCCAUCAUAUAUUCCCUCGUGUGCUUUGUGGGCCUGACAGGCAAUGGCCUGGUGAUGCUAACCUACAUCUACUUCAAGAGACUCAAGACAAUGACGGAUAUUUACCUGCUCAAUCUUGCUGUAGCAGACAUCUUCUUCCUGCUAACUCUUCCAUUCUGGGCUGUCAGCGCAGCCAAGUAUUGGAUCUUCAAGGACUUUGCUUGCAAGGCUGUCCAUUGUGUCUGCCAGAUGUGUUUCUUCAGCGGCAUGCUGCUGCUUCUCUCCAUCAGCAUUGACAGGUAUUUCGCCAUUGUCCAGGCCCCUUCAGCUCACCGCCUUCGUUCUCAGAGGGUGUUUGCCAGCAAGAUCACCUGCUUCUCCAUUUGGAUCCUAGCUUUCAUCCUUUCUAUCCCCGAAGUGAUCCACCGGGGUGUGCAUGAGUCUGCAAACCAAAAGCCACGCUGUACCCUCAUGACAGACAACUUGUUGGUCUUCAAUACUGUCAUCAGAGUAUCUCAGAUGGUCUUCGGCUUCUUGGUGCCUUUCCUCGUCAUGACCUCCUGCUACUGGAUCAUCAUCAGGACCUUGCAACAAGCUCGCAGCUUUGAGAAGAAUCGAGCCAUCAAGGUCCUCAUUGCAGUCAUGGUGGUCUUUGUCUUCUUUCAGCUUCCCUACAAUAGUGUUGUGCUUGCAGAGACCAUCUCCGCCUUCAACUACACCAGUGACCAGUGCAAUGUCAUCAAGCGCAUGGAUGUGGCCAGUGAUGUGACUUAUAGCCUGGCCUGCUUCCGCUGCUGCCUCAACCCUUUCCUCUAUGGCUUCAUAGGUGUCAAGUUCCGUAAUGACCUGCUACGGCUUCUCAAGGAUCUGGGUUGUCUCAGCCAUGCACAGCUUUGGCGAUGGUCGACAUACCAGGAGAACAAGCGGCAUUCUAUUGCCACAGAAACGGACACCACCACCACUUUUUCCCCAUGAGGUACAGCAGAGGCUGGUCCAUUAGGACAACUGGAGCACUGCCCAAUCCAGGCUGAGGCUACCUGAAGGCAACCCACUCCAGCAUGUGCCCUUAUCAGAGCUGAAGGUCAGGACUCCACCUGUUUCCUUUCCUGCUGUGUAUAUAUGUGAAUGUUGGUCUGCCUAUCUAUGUGUAUCCAUGUGUAUGAAAUGCCCACUUCUGAUCUUGCCUGUUCCUGUCACCUCUGGCUCAGCCCACCUGUACUGUGCGUGCCACGUCACCAAAUGCAAUGGGCACCAGCUGCUGUUUUGAGAUACUCUGAUAGCGAGCAUGAUAUCAGUGUACUUGAUGAAGAGUCUUCAAUAACUGGAGUCAUGGACUGAUCCAGGAAUAUCUGGAUGUUGCCAAAUGGGUAGCUUUCUAGAGUCCCAUAAGAGAACAAAAGAUGUCACCAUCUGAACAAAUCCCUGCACAGACCAGAUCAUGCAAUUCAGCCCACCAAAUGCCAUGAAGUUGAAAGGAGUGGCCUGCAGAAUGUCACUGCUAAAUCUCUGAUAAGUGAGUAAUCCUUGAACUGCUGAGAGGCAGAAAUUUCCCAUGCAAGAUGGAGUCUGAAUUAGUAUAUGAACAU
Pogona vitticeps (central bearded dragon) is the source of this 1901-nucleotide messenger RNA. RefSeq names its product C-C motif chemokine receptor 7 (gene CCR7). Lineage: Eukaryota; Metazoa; Chordata; Lepidosauria; Squamata; Agamidae. The record is from RefSeq and is a predicted model, not a curated record. Gene Ontology annotation, cellular component: membrane; external side of plasma membrane. Gene Ontology annotation, molecular function: C-C motif chemokine 19 receptor activity; chemokine (C-C motif) ligand 19 binding; chemokine (C-C motif) ligand 21 binding. Gene Ontology annotation, biological process: immune response; G protein-coupled receptor signaling pathway; calcium-mediated signaling.